AUGCUUCCGAAGGGUAUCGAGCUCAGUAAUGAGAUACUUGAGAAGGAAUCAAACACCGAUCCGGAGAGCAAUCCUCAGGUUGAUGGUUCAGAGGUCAUAGAGGUCAUGCAAUUUAUGGACGAGUUACUACCAUUGCUGUUAGGCAGUUUUGGUACCAACACUUCGGUUGUUUCACACAAGAGCAGAAACAUGGUUGUUGAAGCUCGGACCUUCAGUGGACAGUGCGGUUCAAUCAGCACUGCAUCAAGUAACGGGUUACCCCAUAACGUAGAUCUCUGCCUGGAUAAUGAAAAGGGUGGGCGCUUGGGGAUGGGUCUUUCGUGCGUUAGGGACGUUAACAUCAUCUAUCCGUUUGGCGCCAAAACGAAUGAGUCCUACAUGCCGCUUGGGAGCUGUAUCUUAACACUCAACGUCAUCAGGGAUGGAAGUGCGCCCUCUAAGUCAGAAAACCUGACGGCAACCAUGACAAUUGCUACGAGAAAGAUGGAUACCACAAACGAUGGGAGUCGCACUUGCUCGUUUUGGACAGCAGCUACAAAUGACUCGGAUGGCUAUUGGUCAGAUGAAGGAUGUAAGAGGGCGUUUAUGAAUGACACUCACGUGACAUGCUCCUGUGAUCACCUGACUAAUUUUGCGGUUCUUGUGCAGCUGUCACCGGCAAAACAGUCAUUAUCAGCGACUGACGUGAGGAUUUUGGAUAAUCUGACACUAGCUGGCGGUAUCAUCUCAAUUACAUGUCUCUGCCUGACGCUGACACUAUAUGCCUGUCUUACGGUUUUUAGAAACCAGACGAUUAUUAUUCACGGCAAUUUAGCAGUCAGCAUCCUUGUUUCCCAGAUCAUCUUCCUCACUGGUAUCGACGUGAAAAACCAGGUUACUUGCAAAGCCGUCGCAGCACUCCUGCAUUAUUUCCUCCUCUCGUCUUUCUCAUGGAUGAUGCUAGAGGGCGCUAAUCUCUACUUGAAGGCAACCAGUGUUUUCCGAACCACAAUUCACAUGGGCAUGCUGUUUGUGAUUGGAUGGGUUUUUCCACUUAUCGUCGUUGGGAUAACUCUUGCAGCCAAGUUCAGCUCCUACACAUCCAGUCUCAGUUGCUGGCUCAACAACCAAAACGGUGUCAUCUGGGCCUUCGUAGCGCCAGUCAUAUUUGUCACUGCGUGCAAUACCUGCGUGCUUGUUCGCGUCAUCAGAGUAUUCCUGUCACUUGAGGCACUGGCUAACAAAUCAGAUACCAAGAAGAUAGUAGCUGGAGCCCGUGCAAUUGUUCUUCUGACGCCACUUUUGGGGAUCACGUGGUUGAUCGGACUAAUGAAUAUUAAUGGGUCUGUUGCUGCUCUCUCCUACGUCUUUGUUAUCCUGAAUUCGUCCCAGGGCGUAUGGAUCUUCAUUCUCCACUGCGUUCUGAACGAAGAAGUCGGCAAAGCGUUCAAGUUGAAGUGGACGAAGCUCCGUAAACUCCAUUCAUGUAAGGUCAACCCGAACAUAGACUCAUCAAGCAAGUCUGGUAGAGAUUCACAGGCAAGAAAUUCAUCCAGGAAGAAAAAACUCGCGUGGGCGCCUUCGACAUCAACCAACAAAACUGCAGUAGUGUCAUCGGUGGAAAAUAUAUAAAGAGCGCCACCAAUCGACGGUGCCAGUCAAAAUAAAGUGAUCAAUAACUUCAUAAAGACAACUACAUGUAUUUUAAAAAUACUUACUUGCUUAAAAAGAGAAAUCUUGCGCAAAUUGUUUCAAAUCUCCAAAAUAUGUAAUCUCAAUAUUAAUGAUAAAUAUAUUAUUCAAAUCUUUGUAGAAUUAUUAUUUGAUUCGUAAAACAUUUUGGUAGCAUGCAAGCUUGAUUUUUCAGAAAAAAAAAAUCGGAAUAAAAUUGUUCUCUAGUCAUUAGUCAAUUAGUUUAUUUGUUCGGCAUGUAGGCAUAUGGGACGCUCAGACCUUAUGCAUUGACGUCAUCCAGCGACCAUCUUAGUGGAAACACGGUGACGAAACAAUCGAAAUGCACAGA
This is a messenger RNA of Asterias rubens (European starfish), 2002 nucleotides long. RefSeq names its product adhesion G-protein coupled receptor D1-like. The record is from RefSeq and is a predicted model, not a curated record. Gene Ontology annotation, cellular component: membrane. Gene Ontology annotation, biological process: cell surface receptor signaling pathway; adenylate cyclase-activating G protein-coupled receptor signaling pathway. Gene Ontology annotation, molecular function: G protein-coupled receptor activity. NCBI's taxonomy places the organism in Eukaryota, Metazoa, Echinodermata, Asteroidea, Forcipulatida, Asteriidae. Bases 1 to 1611 code for a protein of 536 amino acids. The transcript has 17 exons.